Helianthus annuus (common sunflower) is the source of this 2946-nucleotide messenger RNA. RefSeq names its product lysine-specific demethylase JMJ25. NCBI's taxonomy places the organism in Eukaryota, Viridiplantae, Streptophyta, Magnoliopsida, Asterales, Asteraceae. Gene Ontology annotation, molecular function: chromatin DNA binding; transcription coregulator activity; histone H3K9 demethylase activity. Gene Ontology annotation, biological process: regulation of transcription by RNA polymerase II. The coding region runs from base 218 to 2788 and encodes 856 amino acids. Gene Ontology annotation, cellular component: chromatin; histone deacetylase complex. The record is from RefSeq and is a predicted model, not a curated record. The transcript has 14 exons.
UCAUAAAUUAAAAGGAAAACCAAAAAAAAUCUUUUAGUUAUCAUCACAAGCAUAGAUCAUAAUUGCUUUUAAGGGUAAAAUUGUAAUUCCAGAAACUCAAUCUCGUCUUCUUCAACGACAGUACGAUCAUCUUCUUCUCAACAUUGAUUUUUAAGGUGGUGUUUGAAUAAAAGGACACGCAUAACAUAACCAUUUGUGAACACACAAGUAACCAACAAUGGGGAACAAAGGCGUUAACCCUUCGUGUAAAAAAGCUUCAAAAUCGAGCAUUCAAGUGAAAAGAAAAUCUCCCGAACUCGGUCUGAACGAGAACUCAAUUCGAAAAAGGAAGAAGGAGAAUAAGGGAGUUGAAGAAGCAAAAUGGUGCCACCAAUGUCAUCAUCAAGACGUUGUGUUCGAGUGCGAAAAAUGCCGGUCUAAAAACUAUUGUAUCGGUUGCAUCACUAGAUGGUACCCCCACAUAUCAAAAGAGGAGUUUGUUAAAGCGUGCCCCGUUUGUUGCAAUAACUGCAAUUGCAAAGCAUGUUUGCGUCGAUUUUCACCUAAAGAUAUGCAGCAGGGGUAUUCUUGCUCCGAACCUAAUAAAAUUAAAUACUCUAAACAAAUCCUAUACGAAGUGUUCCCUCUUGUAACAAGACUCAAUGAAGACCAGCUGAUGGAGAAGGAAAUAGAGGCUAAGCUUAAAGGUGCAUCUAUAUUAGAGUUAGAGUUACAGGAUGCGGAUGUAUUUUGUGACAACUGUGGAUCAUAUUUCUUUGACUUAUAUAGAAGUUGUGCAUGUGGAUAUGUUUUAUGUCUUGUGUGUUGCCGAGAGUUGCGCGAUGGUCAGCUUAAGGGUGGAUGGAAAGCGUGCAUAGAUGGUGGCAUUCCUUGCCCACCAAAAGAUUUUGGUGGUUGUAAUGAUGGGACCCUUGAUUUGAAACGCAUAAUGUGCGUUGAUUGGAUUGUAAAUAUCCUAGAGAAAGCAAACCGGGUAUACAAAAUCGACAAUGGUUAUGAUGAUCCCCAAACCUGUAUGGAAUUCAAUGAGAGUUGUUUGUUUUCUUUGAGUGCUAAAGACAUUCAACCUCAACAUAUGCAACAUUUCCGAUCACGUUGGUCAAAAGGUGAGCCAAUAAUAGUCCAUGAUGUUCUUUCUGCUUCUUCAGGGCUAAGCUGGGAGCCAAUGGUUUUGUGGCGUGCUUUUCGUGACAAGACAAAAAAAGACAAUUAUGACGUGAAUGCAAUUAACUGCUUGGAUUGGAGUAAGGUGACUAUCAAUCUUAGCAAAUUUUGUAAGGGGUACUCUGAAGGUCAAGUUAAAAAGCGGAUUUUGAAGUUGGAGGAUUGGCAACCUUGUUGCUUACAACAAGGAGAAUGGCCAUGCCAUUUUAUUGAAUUUGUUAAAUGCUUGCCUUUUAAAGAUUACACAAGCCCUCAUAACGGCUACCUUAAUAUGGCUGUGAAGUUGCCGGAUCUGUCAUCAAAACCAAACAUGGGUCCAAAGAUGGAUAUUGCUUAUGGAGGCUCUGUUACUAAGCUUCACUAUGAAAAAUCUGAUACUGUGAAUAUAAUGACACAUACAAAUUCUGCAUCAACAACACUUAACAAGACAAAAAUAGUGAAACAAGAGCAUGGUGACCAACAUGAAGUGGGCCCACAAAGUCAACAAGAUGUAGUUGACCCAAUGGAGGGAGUUGCUCUGUGGGAUAUAUUUCAGAGGCAAGAUGUACCUAAAUUGGAGGAAUAUCUAAGAAAGCACUCCGCAAAGUUUAGGCAUACUGGUUGUUCAGUUGAGCAGGUUUUUCACCCAAUACAUGAUCGGACAUUUUACCUUAACAUGGAACAUAAAAGGAAGCUUAAAGAGGAAUUUGGAAUCGAACCAUGGACCUUCAAACAAAAAUUGGGUGAUGCAGUUUUUAUACCAGCUGGUUGUCCUUAUCAAGUGAGAAACUUGAAGUCAAGCACGAAGGUUGAACUCAACUUUAUUUCACCCGAAAGUCUUGGCGAAUGCAUCCGCUUACAAAAAGAACUACGUAUCCUUCCCAACAAUCACAGGGCCAAACAACAAAAACUAAACAUUGGGAAAAUGUUGAUUUAUGCAUUAGAUUGUGCUGUAUCAGAAUUGUCAAGGUUUAUGGAGUCAAAUGGUCCCACUGAAGAUCUUCAUGAUCAACUCACUAAUGUUGCAGCAGACAAUGAUACGAAUGGCUGGAAAUGUGAAUCCGACAAUCCUCAGGAUACCAGCAGUGUGUUCCUUGCUUUAUCACCAUCAAUCGAUCAUCCGCAUGCCACCAUAGAAGAUCCUGAAGGUUUGUGGCGUGGGAUCGCUGUUGGACAGCUAGAAAAGGAGGUGUUACAGGCGGUGGAGGACCGCUAUCCGCAAACAUUUCAAGGGCUACAAAUUCAUCCAAAGCCUCAUUGGCUGUCCACUUUGAAAGCGUUCCAUGAUUUCAUCAAAAGUUUUAUACAAAAAUCUGUGCGUGAAUUGGAAGAGGAUGAGCUGACUAGUCUUGAGACGGAUAUAGAUUUUUUUGAGAUGAUUAAGUUUGAUCUCUCGUGGGCCCGUAACAGGCUACAUAUGGUGAGAAAUCUCAAAUUUGGGAAUGACCCGUUAAGGCUGGAGUUGGUCGAAGCCAGUACGAGGACUGAGAGGGCUCGGGUAGAGUUUGAGAGGGCUCGGUUAGAGUAUGAUAGGGCUAUAGAUGCCCGAAACACGAAGCUUCAUGAGAUGGCACAAAAGUAUGGCUCUGAGUAUGAUGAUGUGUUAAAUGGCGAACUUGGUUUCGGUAUGGUGCCCGGGUAUUAGGUGAUGAGGAUGUUAAAUUUUAGGAGCAGCCGAGCAAUUUAUGAUGUGUUUUGUGUGUGUGUAUAUAUAUAUAUAUAUAUAGGCAUAGUGGUUUAGACAAUGGUGUGUAAGGUUGUGCAAAAACCGUGACUGACUAGUGAUCAACUUGGGGUUUGUUA